Molecule: messenger RNA, 1119 nt
Organism: Closterium sp. NIES-65
Lineage: Eukaryota; Viridiplantae; Streptophyta; Zygnematophyceae; Desmidiales; Closteriaceae
Source: the annotation of a GenBank genome assembly
AUGCCUCCGAAAACCUCUCGUGCUAAGGCGGUGGUCAAUGCUCCUGCUGGUGAUGGUGAUUCUGCAAGCAAGUCGAUACCAAGCAAGGGGAAGGAAGUCAUUGACAACCUGCCGUCAGAAGCAGAAGUGACGGCAGGAAGCUCUGGUCUCACCAUUGAGGAAAAACUGCAAGCGCUGGCAUCGGUUGCUUCGGAUGACACAUUCAUUGAAGAUGACUCGGACGAAGAGCUUGACAUUGACACGACCAACAACGCUCACCCGCAUUUGCGCUUCACGGCUAUACUGCUCUUCCCGGUUAUCCCCUCUCGCGAGGUUGCUUCGGUGAUUCUGGCCGUGAGGAUGCUGAUGAAGCGUGUCUGGACUAACCUGCUCACUGUUGAUGCCCUCGCUUCGGUGAAGUUCCAGGAACUGUCCCCCGCGUGGGUCGCGAAGUCCCGCUACAGCCGGCUUCAGGUCUCCUUCCUGCACGAAUCUGACGCGGUGAAAAUCAAGCAAACGGCGGUGGAACACAAGCGUCAGAACGGAUCGACUCUUCACUGCUUUUGGUUGCACCAGGAGGAUGCUGCUUACCUUCGCAAGAAGGCUUCGGAGCCGCAGCUGCUGGAGGUUUAUUUCAAGGAUGUUCCAGCGGAUAUCCCGCCGGAGUUGGUCAAGGAGGUCAUGGUGGAUCACCCGCUCGGGAUGAGGAAGCAGUCUGCAUUUGCUGAAGGUCACUGCUUCCACCGCGUCCUUCACCCUGUCACCGGCGCUGACACCGAUCGGAUCAAGGGGCUGGUGUUUCAGCAUGCUGGCGACAAGCAUCGCUGGCGUCACGAGUUUCUUCAUCAGUCACUGAUGCACCGCUCCCCCUUUGCAGCUGCCUCUCUCCGCACUUCUCCGCUGAUUACACCGUUACUGCUUGAUGCUGCUUUUGUCCUGAUCUCAACUGGGAGCAAUCGGGAAGAAUGGCUGUGCACCCUCGAGAGCUGCGGAAAGACUCAUGGCAAGUCCUUCAUGGCUGCUGCGGAUCACAUCACGUCGGCAAGCCAUCUGUUGGGUCUGGAGAAGCUGGGUGCGGCCACUCGCCGUUCCCUGGAGAAGCUUGGUCUGCACGUCAUCCGGAAAGAGUACCAGAUCUGA